Messenger RNA from Liolophura sinensis, 2385 nucleotides. Its product is annotated as sec1 family domain-containing protein 1-like. The coding region runs from base 1 to 1905 and encodes 634 amino acids. Gene Ontology annotation, biological process: vesicle-mediated transport. The transcript is spliced from 24 exons. Lineage: Eukaryota; Metazoa; Mollusca; Polyplacophora; Chitonida; Chitonidae. The record is from RefSeq and is a predicted model, not a curated record.
AUGGCAGCUUCCUUAAGAGAAAAACAAACAGCUUCCUUGAAGCGUAUGUUGAAUUUCAACUCACCGCCAUCACUAUCAAGUUCUGUUGAACCACAAUGGAAGGUACUAGUGUAUGAUCGAUUUGGACAGGACAUUAUCUCCCCUUUGUUAACAGUCAAAGAAUUACGUGACAUGGGUGUGACCCUGCAUCUCCUGCUUCACUCUGACCGGGAUCCCAUCCCUGAUGUUCCUGCCAUUUACUUUGUUAUGCCAUCAGAGGAAAAUGUGCAAAGGAUUUGUAGAGAUCUUCAGAACCAGUUGUAUGACAGUUAUUAUCUCAACUUCAUAUCAGCUGUAUCCAGACAGAAGCUGGAGGAUAUUGCCAGCGCAGCUAUCCAACAAAAUUGCGCCCUGCAAGUCUCAAAGGUGUUUGAUCAGUACCUCAACUUUAUCUCAUUGGAGGAUGAUAUGUUCACUCUCAGGCAUCAAGAUAGGGAUUCUAUAUCAUACUACGCUAUAAACCGUGGAGAUGUCAAGGACACUGAGAUUGAGGCCACCAUGGAUAUUAUAGUGGACAGUCUCUUCUCUGUAUUUGUUACUCUUGGUACGGUUCCUCUUAUACAAUGUCCACGUGGAAAUGCUGCAGAAAUGGUUGCCCAAAAACUAGACAAGAAAUUACGUGAAAACUUGCGAGAUGCCAGAAAUAGUUUAUUUACCACAGAUAGUGUACAGGCUGGUCAAUUUAGUUUCCAGAGACCAUUGCUUGUGAUAUUAGACAGAAACCUUGACUUGGCGACUCUACUUCACCACACCUGGACAUACCAGGCUUUGUCACAUGAUGUGUUGGAUUUAAAGUUGAACAGAGUAGAGAUUGAGGAAUCUGUGGAUGUCAAAUCACCAGGGGGUGUAGCCAGACCUAAGAAGAAGAAGCGAUCUUACGAUUUAAGUUUUCUUGACAAGUUUUGGCAGAACCAUAAAGGAAGUCCAUUCCCCACAGUGGCAGAGGCCGUACAAGAGGAGCUGGAUGCUUACAGAGCCAGUGAGGAUGAAGUCAAGCAACUUAAAGCUGCCAUGGGAUUAGAAGGAGAAGAUGACUCGGCUAUUAGUAUGUUGUCUGACAACACAGCAAAGCUAACCUCAGCAGUCAGUUCUCUUCCCGAGCUUCUGGAGAAGAAGAGGUUAAUUGACAUGCAUAUGAAUCUGGCCACGGCGCUUCUCGACCAUAUCAAGUCACGGAAAUUAGACAUAUACUUUGAGAUGGAAGAGAAAAUGAUGAGCAAAUCACAACUGGACAAAUCUCUCAUGGACAUCAUCACCAAUCCAGAAGCCGGAACUCCUGAAGACAAAGUGCGACUGUUUAUUAUUGCCAUCAUUUGUGGUCCGCCAAUGACUGAGGCUGAGAUGGACCAGUACUGCGUGGCUUUACAGGGAGCUAACUGCGAUGUCACGCCCAUACAGUACAUCAGGAGAUGGAGGGCUUACGCCAAAAUGGCUGCCAUGCCGAGUCAGUACACAGGAGGUGGCACAACCACUGUCAGCAUGUUCUCCAAGCUUGUGUCCCAGGGUUCUCAGUUUGUGAUGGAGGGGGUGAAGAACCUGGUAGUCAAGAAACAUAAAUUACCAGCCACACGCAUUGUGGACGCUUUGAUGGAGUUUAAAUCUCACCAAGAUGUUGAGGACUACAAGUACUUUGACCCCAAAUUACUACGUGGAGACAGCUCAUCUAUUCCAAGAAACAAAACACCUUUCCAGGAAGCAAUUGUGUUCAUGGUUGGUGGAGGUAACUACAUUGAGUACCAGAACCUGGUGGAUUAUGCUAAGAGCAAGUCCAGCACAAUUCCAAAGAGAGUAGUAUAUGGUUGUAGUGACCUGGUGAACGCCAACCAGUUCCUCAAGCAGCUCUCCAAGCUGGGACAGGAGAUGUAGACAGGAGUUGAUGGCAUCCUUGUUUCAUCUGUCCGUCAUCGUUAACUCCUCCUACACAAGUCCUCUUACAAAGAAAGACAAAUACAUUGCUGUACAUACAGCUGUACACAAACAACCGUAGCAGAUUCAUCUGUCCAUCAUCGUUAGCUCCUCCUACACAAGUCCUCAUACAGAGAAAGACAAAUACAUUGCUGUACAUACAGCUGUACACAAACAACCUUAGCAGAUUCAUCUUUCUGUCAUCGUUAGCUCCUCCUACACAAGCUUUCGCACAGAGAAAGACAAAUACAUUGCUGUACAUACAACUGUACACAAACAACCUUAGCAGUUUCAUCUGUAUGUCAUUGUUAAGACCUGCUAUAUAAUUCCCCAAGCCAGGCCCUUCUGUAUAACUGACCUGCACUGAUCAUGUGGGUAUUUUUUGUUCUUGGAGCAGCGGCCAUUUUGGUGUUAUCCAUGCUCUGCUCGCUCCAUUACCCA